Zasmidium cellare ATCC 36951 is the source of this 1965-nucleotide messenger RNA. RefSeq lists its product as uncharacterized. The transcript is spliced from 2 exons. NCBI's taxonomy places the organism in Eukaryota, Fungi, Ascomycota, Dothideomycetes, Mycosphaerellales, Mycosphaerellaceae. The record is from RefSeq and is a predicted model, not a curated record. The coding region runs from base 1 to 1965 and encodes 654 amino acids.
AUGUCUACAGCUCGCAUUGCGGAGGCUAACCAGCCGUUUGCUACUCACGCAUUCUCACAGAAUCCAUUUAGAACACGGGACGAUGUAGUCACUGCGUGUGCUUCGUUACUGGACCCCCUCGAGGCUGGCUUCUCACCCGGAUGUGCUCUGGUGCGAGUGGGUGGAACAGGAACAAGAUUCGACGAGACAGCUGCCCAAAUUGAAGGCUACGCUCGCCCACUAUGGGGUCUCGCGGCACUCCUUGCCGGCGGCAACAAAUACAAAAACACCCAUCUCUUCGUCAAGGGCCUCGCAUCUGGCACAAACCCCGAAAGCCCAGAGUUUUGGGGCAACAUGGAAGAUCUCGACCAGCGGAUGGUCGAAUCCUGCCCCAUAGGAUUCAUGCUCGCCGUCGCCGGGAAAGACUUCUGGGAUCCACUCUCCGAGGAAGAAAAGGCGAACGUUGCUGCUUGGAUCGGCUCGAUGAACGACAAGGAGAUGCCGAACACGAAUUGGCUGUGGUUCAGAGUCUUUGCGAAUCUUGGAUUGAAAGCUAAUGGUGCGCCGUAUUCGCAUGGUAGGAUCGAGGCCGAUAUGGAUCAUUUGGACACUUUCCAUCGUGGGGAUGGGUGGUCGAAUGAUGGGCCGGAGGGGUAUACGCAGAUGGAUUAUUAUAGCGGGUCGUUUGCGAUUCAGUAUCUGCAACUGCUGUACUCGAAGCUGGCGCAUGAUUUUGAUCCGAAACGUGCGGAGGAGUAUAGGAGACGGGCGAGGACGUUUGCUCUGGACUUUAUUCAUUAUCAAGACCCCGACGGCCACUCGAUUCCUUUCGGACGAAGUCUGACCUACCGUUUCGCCACCAUCGCCUUCUGGUCCUCCUUUGCGUUCGCAGACGUGGAACCACCGGAACCUCUCAACUGGGGUAUCAUCAAAGGUCUUCUACUCCGAAAUCUCCGUUGGUGGAGCAAACACCCUCACAUCUUCCAGGCGAACGGUAUGCUGAACAUCGGAUACACAUAUCCGAACUACUACCUCGCCGAGAACUACAACUCCCCCGGCUCUCCAUACUGGUGCAUGCUCGCCUUCGCCGCGCUCACUCAACCAGCUACACAUCCCUUAUGGUUGAGCAACGAGGAACCUCAUCCUUUCACCCAGACACCGAGCCCACUACCAUCUGUCAAGGCUCUGAAGUAUCCACUGCAUAUUAGGGUGCGUGAAGGAGGCCACACUUUCCUCCUCUCGAGCGGUCAGAAAUGCCACUACCCCCUGAAAUCAACACAAGCGAAAUACGGCCACUUCGCCUACAGCGCUUCGUUCGGAUAUGCAGUUCCCACAGGCGGUUAUACGCUCGAGCAGUUUGUUCCCGAAAGCGCACUCGCGCUCAGCGAUGAUGGCGGGGAGAUCUGGAAAUUGAGAAGGGAGGUUGAGAACGCUCAGAUCUCGGAGAAGGAGGGUAGUCCCGUACUGUAUUCGACUAUGCGUCCUUGGAAGGAUGUCGAAGUGAGAACUUGGCUUGUCCCGCCCACUGAUGAGGCUCCGAAUUGGCAUCUUCGUGUCCAUUGGAUUGAGACGGGAAGGCAAUUACAGAGCGCCGAGGGCGGGUUCGCGAUCGCUGGGACGAGGGAGAGGGAUGGACGGGUGUUGAAUUCGCUCUACCCUGAGUCGCCGAAUGAGGGCACGCUUGCUUCGGGACAGGAAGGACUAGUCGUGUCUCGGGCUGGAGCGUCUGGUGUUGUCGAACUUCUUCAAGGGUCUCGCAUGGGAGGGAUCUGCCACGUCGAUGCGAACAGCAAUCUCAUCGAGCCGAGGACGUUGUUGCCGACAUUGUACGCCGACCUGGCCCCGGAAUCUACGACGUGGUUGGUCUCGGCUGUGUUCGCGAUGCCGGCGAGUGUAGACGAUUGGCAGAAUAAGUGGAAGCAGCAAUGGGAGAAGAGGCCGCGCAUUCCGAAGUGGAUCGCCUCGCUGAAAUCUGAACAACAAUGA